Molecule: messenger RNA, 2355 nt
Organism: Poeciliopsis prolifica (blackstripe livebearer)
Lineage: Eukaryota; Metazoa; Chordata; Actinopteri; Cyprinodontiformes; Poeciliidae
Gene: ykt6
Product: YKT6 v-SNARE homolog (S. cerevisiae)
Exons: 8
Coding region: 245-841 (198 amino acids)
Biological process (GO): endoplasmic reticulum to Golgi vesicle-mediated transport
Cellular component (GO): Golgi apparatus
Molecular function (GO): SNAP receptor activity
Source: RefSeq, a predicted model, not a curated record
CGACGCGUCUGUUUCCACCGAGUCAACUCUGAUAGGAGUGUCUGACUAAUGAAGUUUUGAUUUAACUACUGAGAUACAUAAAAUUGCGUUGUGAUAUAGUGACGGUCUAUUUUUACUACAUAUCUGAGCGUUUUAGUCGAUGUUACCUCAGUCAGUUGUGUUGUUUUGACGGGAACUGAAGGGGUUUUGCUACUGUUUUGUCCCGACCACCGUGUCCUCUUACCAGACCUGAUCUUGCGGCGUCAUGAAGCUCUACAGCCUCAGCGUCCUCUACAAAGGAGCGACCAAAGCCAACCUGCUCAAAGCGGCCUAUGACCUGUCCUCCUUCAGCUUCUUUCAGCGCUCCAGUGUUCAGGAGUUCAUGACCUUCACCAGUGCCUUGAUUGCAGAGCGAACAUCUGUUGGAACCCGUGCCUCAGUCAAAGAGCAAGAGUAUCUUUGCCAUGUGUAUGUCAGAAACGACAACCUGAGUGCUGUGGUGAUCUCAGACUCUGAGUAUCCACAGAGGGUCUGCUUCACUCUGCUUGACAAGGUAUUAGAAGAGUUUUCCAGGCAAGUGGACAGUAUAGACUGGCCGUCUGGUAAUCCUGACACCGUAAGCUACAAAGGUCUGGACAUUCACCUUUCGAAAUAUCAGAACCCCAGGGAAGCAGACGCCAUGACCAAAGUACAAGCGGAGCUGGAUGAGACAAAGAUCAUUUUGCACAACACCAUGGAGAGUCUGCUGGAAAGAGGAGAGAAACUGGAUGAUCUCGUGUCAAAGUCGGAGCACCUGGGAAACCAGUCUAAAGCCUUCUACAAGACUGCACGGAAACAGAACUCCUGCUGUGAAAUCAUGUGACGCUGCCGCCUCGUCCUUGUGGAAACGUCUUUCUGGCUUUCUGCUUUUCCUACAACCCCCAUCAUGCACCAGCGACGCGCUCUCCAACAGGACGCUAUGUCAAUCCCAGAUGGGGAGCAGGAAAAACGGUGGCCACUUUUAAACGGGACCUCUAUGUGAUGGGGGCUGAAGGACUGAAGGCGUUUAGUGGGAGGAAGUAACAGUUGUGAAUCAUGCUUCAAACCUUAUCUAAGGUGAAACAUCCGUGUGGCGAUUCUGACCAGCUGAGAAUAUUUUAGCGUGACGUUGAGAACUGCCGGUGUGUUGUUAGAACGUCUUCAAACCAUUUAAUGUUAUUCAGGUUGAAUCUAAACUCAAUAUCUUGAUCUCUUAAACUUAUUGACAGAGUAUUAACCACAUGUGUGCUUUUGCUUCAAAGCAACUGACAAUCUCAUAUAUUCAACAUGUCAAAACUGGGUUUCUUGUUGCUAGGAACAUAUAUGUCCAACAGGGGGCACUAUCUUUACGUACUAUAAUCUCAAUUAGACUCGGAAAGACACAAUAUCACAACUUUGCAGUCUUUUAUGUGAAAUGUUAAGCAUCUUUGCAUUGCUACAUUUAGUUGCUUUAUAGCCUUUGUCUGUCUGAUGUUAAAUUAAGUCUUCAACAUUCCUGCCUUGACUGAUUGUGUUGUGUGAUGAGACUUAAAGCUGAAGAGGGGUAGAAGAUUUGGUGUCAAAUAUGUUAAAAAUUUCUAAGCAUGUUAAUCAUUCAUAUAUCCAAACACGUCACCUGAACAGAGGUUUGCCCGCUCAGAAAAAGCUGCACUUGUCUUCUGUUCCUCUUGAAACAUAGAUUGCCCCCACAGGAGCCCAAACCUGUCUGGGUGGGUUUUAGUCACUCCACUUCUGACUUUCACUUGCAUCGAGCACCGUUUGCUUCAUAUUGAGUAGAAAAAUUGUUUCUGAUGAAACUCUGCCUUCAGAUCUGUGUUUCAGAUGUUUCUCUGCUCGCAUUGUGUACAUUUGUGAUCCAACAUACAGCUGCAGUCUGUGUAGAUACUGAGUGCCUGUGCGUUUGUGUGCUGAGAAGCUUGUUGUGCCGUCUGUUGCUCUUUCUGCUUUUACAGUGUAAACUGUGGUGCAAUAUCUGCAGACUGUUGCUGUGUGUCUCUUUUGCAGUGCAGAAAAAAGCUCAAAAUGUUUCUCACAACGGACACGUCAUUAAACUUUGAUGAGCUUUACUUUCGACUAAUAUUGAUGAGAGGCUUGUCCAGUGAGUUUCUUGUUUUGUUUUUCCAGAUCUUUGACUUAGUCUCUUGAAAAAUGUUUUUCUGUUAUGCUGUACGCUCCGGUCCAGUGGCCGCUGUUGGAACAGUGGUUUUAAACGGUUUGCAUUAAAUGUUUUGAUCCAAAUGUGAGCCUCACUUUUAAAUUCAGUUGAUCAGCUGUCAUUUUCUGUCUUUAUUGGAACGAGUUUGUUGCAUCAUAAGGUUGUUCAAGUUCUUUACAUGCUCAGAUAAAAAUCUAAAUACC